Molecule: messenger RNA, 1668 nt
Organism: Fusarium subglutinans
Lineage: Eukaryota; Fungi; Ascomycota; Sordariomycetes; Hypocreales; Nectriaceae
Exons: 2
Coding region: 1-1668 (555 amino acids)
Source: RefSeq, a predicted model, not a curated record
AUGUUUACUACAAAUUUGAAGUUACAGGAGAGCGUUGGGGCCUACGUUACCGUGUUGGGCGAUAUACGAACUCGAGGGAAACUUAAACGCGCAAGGCAAUGGUUAUCCGAGUGCGUCACUGAGCACACCUGUCCUAGGCCCAUUACUGCAGCGGUGCCGCUACCACAAAGGCUGGUUCAAGUUGAGGGCGGUCCCGAAGAUCCUGUCAGGUUGAUAGAGACCCGAGGAGAUGAGUACCCUUACGUCUGCCUGAGCCAUCGCUGGGGGGAUCCUACGCACAAACAGCUCAAGACCACUACGCGGACAGUCGAAAGCCACUUGAACAAGAUCGAGUGGGUAGAUCUACCCGCCACAUUUCGGGAUGCUGUAACGGUUUGCCGGUCAAUGGAUGUCAAAUAUCUUUGGAUCGAUAGCUUGUGUAUUCUACAGAGCUUUGCGGAGAUAACAUCCGAUGAACUCGAAGUCACUAGGCAGGACUUUGCUAAAGAGAACUCUACAAUGGCGAGGACGUAUCAAAACUCCCACUUUACCAUCUCCGCCGACCUUUCGGACCACAUGGACAGCGGCUUCUUUUCCAGAGACCCCGUGGAUGAGUACAACAAGGACAUCAUCACCGAUGACGGGAGUGUAGCAUCUGUAUACAUCAGGAAACCCCUUAAACACUACUCAGAGGAGAUCCCAUGUCUAGAGACACGUGGCUGGACUCUCCAGGAAUCCCUUCUUCCGCCUCGUGUGCUCCACUUUGGCGAGUUCGAUAUAGCCUGGAGAUGCAAGACGCGAAUUAAUUGCGAAUGCGGGCAUCUAGACCGAUCUGAGGCGCUUAAGAACUCCUGGCAUCGGUUUCAUGAUAUGGAAGAACUUGCUAGACCUCCUCCGAAUGACUCAGAAGGCUCUCGCGAGUGGUGGGAGCGGUUAGUUGACGUGUAUUCAAGACGGCAUCUGACCAAUCCCGCCGACAAGCUUCCGGCAUUAUCAGGUCUAGCUCAGGAGCGAAAAAAAGUCAGGGGCGGUGUUUAUCUCGCAGGUCUAUGGCUGGACUCACUUAUGUAUGACCUCUGCUGGUACCGUGUCAAAAACGACGAGGUGACUCCGGGGGAUCUAGGCCACAGACCUCCGUGUUACCGUGCGCCUUCAUGGUCUUGGGCCGCUGUCGAUAACCACUCAGGCUGUAGCUGGUAUAUGCUCGGGAUGGUCUUCCCCUAUUCGAUGCCAAAACAAGCAUGCGUUAUCCUGGAUGUAAGCUGUGAGCCUGCAACGACUGAUCCUACGGGCGAGGUCCGAAGUGGAUUUCUGGAUGUAAAGACAUCGUUGGCAACAGCCGAGAUCUACCAGUAUCCUGGAGAACAAGUCUUUUGGGGGAUCCGCAAACUUGACCGCCCGCUCAGGCUGAAUGCAUUCAUGCCUGAUUGCGUACUUGAGGACGACGAUCUGAACUUGGGAGACCAAGUCUUUUGUGCUCCAAUCGUUGGUGUCAAAAGCCCUUCUGACGUGACUUACGAUUGUCUGGUCUUGAAACAGAUUGACGGCCGCAUCUAUCAACGAGUUGCAUUCUGCACUAUCGUUAUAAAACGAACAGACCUUCAAUCUCAUGAUGAAGAUAAUACAGAAUCAGACCCGAAAGCCUUCACGUGGCCGGGCAGUGUACAAGUGCAGAUCAGGAUUGUAUAA